Molecule: messenger RNA, 1378 nt
Organism: Aspergillus eucalypticola CBS 122712
Lineage: Eukaryota; Fungi; Ascomycota; Eurotiomycetes; Eurotiales; Aspergillaceae
Product: rRNA 2'-O-methyltransferase fibrillarin family protein
Exons: 5
Coding region: 283-1155 (290 amino acids)
Biological process (GO): box C/D sno(s)RNA 3'-end processing; rRNA methylation
Cellular component (GO): nucleolus; box C/D methylation guide snoRNP complex; small-subunit processome
Molecular function (GO): RNA binding; rRNA methyltransferase activity; histone H2AQ104 methyltransferase activity
Source: RefSeq, a predicted model, not a curated record
CUCGACCGCAACAACGACGAACAGCACGGCCUCGACCGAACACUGAACGCCAGUGCGGGUGUAUUUUUUCUGCAAAAGCUUCUCUUCAAGGUCCUCGAGACUCGACAAUUUCGGAUUUUCCUUCUCCCGAACGGGCCUUCCUUGCCAAUUUUUCUUUUUCCUAUUCUCCGGUUAUACCGCAACCGAAGAAUCGAAGCAUCAGUCCGAUAACUUUUCUGGACUGACAGCAUUUGACUUUACGUCUUUAUCGACAUUUUUCCGAUUUAAAUCACAUAUAUCACAAUGGCAUUCGGUGGCCCUCGUGGUGGACGUGGCGGUGGCCGUGGUGCUCCUCGUGGAGGUGGUGGUGGCCGUGGUGGUAGAGGCGGUCUUGGUGCCGGUGGUCGUGGCCGUGGCGGUGGUGGCCGUGGUGCUCCCCGCGGUGGUCGUGGUGCCCCCGGUGCUAAGGGUGGUGCUAAGGUCAUCAUUGAACCCCACCGUCACGCCGGUGUUUUCGUCGCCCGUGGUGGCAAGGAAGAUUUGCUCGUCACCAAGAACCUUACUCCCGGAGAGGCCGUCUACGUCCCCGCUGAGGAGGAUGGCACUGUGACCAAGACCGAAUACCGUGUCUGGAACCCCUUCCGUUCCAAGUUGGCUGCCGGUAUCCUGGGUGGUCUGGAUGACAUCUACAUGCGCCCUGGCUCCAAGGUCCUGUAUCUCGGUUCCGCCAGCGGUACCUCCGUCAGUCACGUUGCCGAUAUCGUCGGACCUACCGGUAACGUCUAUGCUGUUGAGUUCUCCCACCGUUCCGGCCGUGACUUGAUCGGCAUGGCUACCCACCGCACCAACGUUAUCCCCAUUGUCGAGGACGCCAGACACCCUCUCCGCUACCGCAUGCUCGUCCCCAUGGUCGAUGUCAUCUUCGCCGAUGUUGCCCAGCCUGACCAGGCCCGUAUUGUCGGCCUGAACGCCCACAUGUUCCUCAAGGAGGGCGGUGGUGUCAUUGUCUCCGUCAAGGCCAACUGUAUCGACAGUACCGCCAAGCCCGAGGUUGUGUUCGCUCGUGAAGUCCAGAAGAUGAGAGAGGAGAGGAUCAAGCCCAGGGAACAGCUGACCCUGGAGCCUUUCGAACGUGACCACUGUAUAGUGUCUGGUAUCUACAAGCGCUCUGCAUGAAUUUAAGAAACAAAAAGAAUCCGGUGGUUUUUGCUCUUUUGUCUCUCUCAUGUCAUAAUUACUUAUGCUUCCCCUUUUUACGGCGUCGAGUGUUCCGUGAUCUGUUGCAAUUUUCUUCGAAUUUUUUCCUUGUGUGUCCUCAUGUCCAGGUUUCUUAGAUGUACUUCUUGAGUCAGAAAAUUUCGAGGUUUACGGUUUCUGGUCGUUCAAGAGUUUAGCUGCU